Penicillium lagena is the source of this 2100-nucleotide messenger RNA. Its product is annotated as acetyl/propionyl/methylcrotonyl-CoA carboxylase subunit alpha. NCBI's taxonomy places the organism in Eukaryota, Fungi, Ascomycota, Eurotiomycetes, Eurotiales, Aspergillaceae. The record is from RefSeq and is a predicted model, not a curated record. The transcript is spliced from 5 exons. The coding region runs from base 1 to 2100 and encodes 699 amino acids. Gene Ontology annotation, cellular component: mitochondrion. Gene Ontology annotation, molecular function: methylcrotonoyl-CoA carboxylase activity; metal ion binding; ATP binding.
AUGCCCCUCUCAUCCCUUCUCCGCAUUGCUCCCCGCGUCACCCCGACCGCGGCCCGCAGAACAACACGAGCGGCCUCGUCGGUGUCAAGCACGCCCGGCGCCCAUACCCCGCUGGACUCGAUUCUCAUUGCGAACCGUGGUGAAAUUGCCCUCCGAGUUGGCCGGACAGCGGCGGAGCGUGGAAUCCGCGUGACCACCCUCUACACAGACCCAGACAGCAAAGCGCAGCAUGCGUUGAGCUCACCAUAUGCGUUCAAUUUGGGCUCUGUGUCGGCGUAUCUGGAUGGCGAUCGGAUUAUUGAGAUUGCGCGCAAGGAAGGGUGUCGAGGGAUACAUCCCGGUUAUGGAUUUUUGAGUGAGAACUCUGCGUUUGCGCGCAAAUGUACCGAAGCGGGAUUGGUCUUCAUUGGGCCUCCGUGGAAGGCGAUUGAGGAUAUGGGUGAUAAAAGUCGCUCGAAAGAGAUCAUGACCGCGGCAGGCGUGCCCUGCGUUCCCGGAUACCACGGGCAGAACCAAGACCCGCAACUCCUCGAAGCCGAAGCCGACAAGAUCACAUACCCCGUGCUCAUCAAGGCCAUCAAGGGUGGCGGCGGAAAGGGCAUGCGCAUUGCGAACUCCAAAGCCGAGUUCCAGGCGCAGCUCGAGUCGGCCAAGUCAGAAGCGAUGAAUUCAUUCGGCGACGAUCAUGUGCUAGUGGAGAAGUACAUCACCACACCUCGGCAUAUCGAGGUCCAGGUCUUUGCGGACAAACACGGCAACAGCGUCGCCUUGGGGGAGCGAGAUUGCAGUAUUCAGCGACGACACCAGAAGAUCCUUGAGGAAUCGCCCGCACCACAUCUCCCAGAUGCCACUCGGAAGGAUAUCUGGGCCAAAGCCCGAGCGGCCGCGUUGGCGGUGGGCUACGAAGGGGCCGGCACGGUCGAAUUCAUCUUCGACAACGACACGGGUGAGUUCUAUUUUAUGGAAAUGAACACGCGGCUACAGGUCGAGCAUCCCGUGACGGAGAUGGUGACGGGCCAGGAUCUGGUCCACUGGCAGAUCCUAGUGGCCGAGGGGGCCAAGCUGCCUCUGACGCAAGAGGAAGUGGAGGCGCGCAUGGCCCAGAUGGGACAUGCCAUCGAGGCCCGGAUCUACGCCGAGAACCCGGACCUGGGGUUCAUUCCCGAUUCGGGCCGUCUCAUCCAUGUGCACACACCCGAAACUACGGCCGACAUCCGGAUCGACGCUGGGUUUGUGGAGGGCGAUGACGUCUCGGCACACUACGACCCCAUGAUCGCCAAAUUGAUCGUCCGGGGAGCCACCCGCCAGGAAGCCCUGCGCAAGUUGGCCACUGCCCUCGAGCAGUACGAGAUUGCGGGCCCCGUGACCAACAUCGAGUUCCUCAAGACCGUGUGCGAGAGCCCGGAUUUUAUUGCCGGCGAGGUCGAGACGGGGUACAUUGAGAAGCACCGCGAGGAGCUCUUCGCCAAGAAGACCAUUGAAGAAGAAGUGCUGGCCCAGGUCGCCUUGGCAUGCUUACAGCGCGACUCUACAUCGGAGUCUGGCCCGUCCGUCGGCUUCACCCCGAGCUAUCAACAGCGUCAGCUGAGCUUCACCGAAUCCGCCGGGCCGGGGGCUCCAGCAGGAACUCCCUUCACCGUGCAGGUGCAACAGACUGCCGACAACACCUUCAACGUGCAAGUUGGCGACCGGGUCUUUGAGCAAGUAGUCAGCCACCUCGACCUGGGGUCACGGGUCGUCACCUCCUUUUUCCCUCACACACGGCUGGACACGACCGUCGUGCGGGACGAGGACACGAUCAUCGCAUUCCAGCGCGGCUCGCAGUACCGAUUGACCGUCCCGCGGGCCGGCUGGAUGGAGAAAGCGCUCGGGAUGAAGGACGUGACGAACAGCGUGCUGGCGCCAAUGCCAUGCAAGGUAUUGCGGGUGGAAGUACAGGCCGGCGACGAGGUUGAGAAGGACCAGCCGCUGGUGGUGAUUGAGAGCAUGAAGAUGGAGACGGUGAUCCGGAGCCCGCAACGGGGCACGAUCCUCAGGGUUGUGCAUCAGAAAGGAGACCAAUGCAAAAGCGGCACUCCCCUCGUCGAAUUCGCCGAUUAG